Elephantulus edwardii (Cape elephant shrew) is the source of this 660-nucleotide messenger RNA. Its product is annotated as galectin-related protein-like. The transcript has 2 exons. The coding region runs from base 1 to 660 and encodes 219 amino acids. Gene Ontology annotation, molecular function: carbohydrate binding. The record is from RefSeq and is a predicted model, not a curated record. NCBI's taxonomy places the organism in Eukaryota, Metazoa, Chordata, Mammalia, Macroscelidea, Macroscelididae.
AUGGGUGGAGCUUUAGCCUUCAGAAUUGACUAUGGCAGCACAGCAAAUCUUUACUUGAAGAUUCCAGAGGCACUUAGGAAACUUGAGUGCUGCCUGCUUCAGUGGAAUUGGAAAAUCUGGAAGAAAAAGAAAAAUAUUAUCUGGAUAUUUAAAAUAUCAGAAGAAUUUCUUGUGGUGAAACUAGACGAUGGGCAUUUAAACAACUCCCUGGGCUCUCCAGUUCAAGCGGAGGUGUACUUCCCACGGUUGAUAGUUCCAUUUUGCGGGCACAUUAAAGGUGGCAUGAGACCAGGCAAGAAGGUGUUGGUGAUGGGCAUCGUAGACCUCAACCCGGAGAGCUUUGCAAUCAGCUUGACCUGUGGUGACUCGGAGGAUCCCCUCGCUGAUGUGGCGAUUGAACUCAAAGCCGUGUUCACAGACCGCCAGCUCCUCAGAAACUCCUGUAUAUCUGGCGAGAGGGGCGAGGAGCAAUCAGCGAUCCCCUACUUUCCAUUCAUCCUGGACCAGCCAUUCAGGGUGGAAAUUCUCUGUGAGCACCCGAGGUUCAGAGUGUUUGUGGACGGACACCAACUCUUUGAUUUUUACCACCGCAUUCAAACGUUAUCAGCCAUCGACACCAUAAAGAUCAACGGAGACCUCCAGAUCACGAAGCUCGGCUGA